Messenger RNA from Oncorhynchus keta (chum salmon), 3411 nucleotides. It is a transcript of the gene tbl3, whose product is annotated as transducin beta like 3. The record is from RefSeq and is a predicted model, not a curated record. Gene Ontology annotation, molecular function: protein binding; U3 snoRNA binding. The transcript is spliced from 23 exons. Gene Ontology annotation, cellular component: 90S preribosome; small-subunit processome; nucleolus. Gene Ontology annotation, biological process: endonucleolytic cleavage in 5'-ETS of tricistronic rRNA transcript (SSU-rRNA, 5.8S rRNA, LSU-rRNA); endonucleolytic cleavage to generate mature 5'-end of SSU-rRNA from (SSU-rRNA, 5.8S rRNA, LSU-rRNA). The coding region runs from base 209 to 2530 and encodes 773 amino acids. NCBI's taxonomy places the organism in Eukaryota, Metazoa, Chordata, Actinopteri, Salmoniformes, Salmonidae.
AUUCUAGCCAAUCACCCUGUCGUGCGUUUUUUUUCACGCUCGCUGUCAUAUGACGUACAAUGUGAGAGACCGAAAGCCACCUCUUGAACAACACAUGUGGGGAUUUUGUUGAUCGAAGCUAAUGAAUUCUAACAACAAGUGAUCUAAAUCAGUUCAGCUGUCCUUAAACUGCAAAUUGUGGGGGUUUACUCACGUCUUCCAAAGCAAGAUGGCAAAAAGCAAUCUCCAGUUCAAGACCAACUAUGCUGUUUCCAGCACUAUCGAACCAUUCUACAAGGGAGGAAAAGUACAGAUCAGUAAAGAUGAGAAAUUCAUAUUUUGUACGUGUGGCACACGUGUCAACGUCUUGCAAAUCGUUACAGGGAAGAUUGUUCACAGUAUUGAACAGGAUGAUCAGGAGGACAUUACAUCAUUCGCCCUCAGCCUUGAUGAUGAGAUCCUGGUAACAGCCAGCAAGGCUCUGCUGCUGAAGCAAUGGGACUGGAAGCAGGCCCAGUGCACACGCUCCUGGAGGGCCAUCCACAAUGUGCCCAUUGCCAGCAUGACCUUUGACCCCACCGCCACGCUCCUGGCCACAGGAGGCUGUGAUGGCACCAUAAAGCUGUGGGACGUGGUGAAGCAGUACUGUACGCACAACCUGAAGGGCUCCUCUGGGGUCGUACACCUGGUGGAGUUCCACCCAGACAUAAGUCUACUGCAGCUCUUCUCCUCAGCGUCAGACUGUGGCAUCAGGAUGUGGGACCUGCGCUCCAGCCAGUGUCUGUGCGUGCUGCAGAGCCACUACAGCCCUGUCACCUCCCUGGCCUUCACUCCCGAUGGAGCCUCCAUGGUCAGCUCAGGCAGGGAUAAGAUAUGCACAGUGUGGGAUCUGAAGAGCAGGACUGCCAGGAGGACAGUGCCUGUCUAUGAGGCUGUGGAGAGUGUUGUGCUGCUCCCUGAGGACGAAGAUUUCUCUGAGAUCGGGGUGAAAACUAAAGAGAUCCACUUCAUCACAGCAGGCAGCAAAGGUGUGCUGAGGGUGUGGGAUGCCAGCUCGGCCCGCUGUGUGUUCGCCCAGACGCUCCCCUCCGCUCCCUCCGCGGGGGGCUCCGAAGAGGGGGGAGAGGAGUAUGGAGACCCCCGGAGCCUCACCUACUGCCUCCCCCUGCCCUCCUCCCUCAGGCUGGCCACGGUCACAGCAGAACAUAACAUACUGCUCUACCAGCUGCCCUCCUUCACCACACAGCAACAGUUUGUUGGCUUCAACGAUGAGGUCCUGGAUGUGAAGUUUCUGGGCAAGGGUGACACUCACAUUGUCGUGGCGACCAACAGCUCCCAGCUCAAGGUGUUUGACCUGGCCACCAGCAGCUGUAAGAUCCUCUACGGACACACAGAUACCGUCCUGUCACUCGACGUGUUCAAGAAAGGGUCCCUGUUUGUGAGCUGUGCAAAGGAUAAGUCAGUGCGUGUGUGGAGACAGGAUCCAGACAGUGGUCAGGUGUCUUGUGUGGCCCAGGGCUGCAGCCAUGCUAACGCUGUGGGCUCCAUCACCUGCUCCAGGAUGAAGGAGUCGUUUGUGGUGUCUGGUAGUCAGGACUGCACCAUCAAGGUGUGGGAUCUCCCAGAGACCAUCCCGGAAACAGACGGAGGAGACAUGUUCCAGCUGACCGCCCGGGUCACAGAGAAGGCACACGACAAAGAUGUGAACAGCGUGGCAGUGUCCCCCAACGACAAGCUCUUGGUGUCUGGUUCCCAGGACCGCCUGGCCAAGCUCUGGUCCCUGGGGGCCCCCGGGGCUGACCUGGCCCUUCUGGGGGUGUUCCGGGGCCACCGCCGGGGGGUCUGGUGUGUCCAGUUCUCUCCCAUGGACCAGGUGCUGGCAUCCUCCUCAGCCGACGGCUCUGUCAAGCUCUGGAGCCUCCAGGACUUCAGCUGCCUCAAGACGUUUGAAGGCCACGAUGCCUCUGUGCUGAAGCUCAUCUUUGUGAGCAGAGGGACUCAGCUACUCACAAGUGGGUCAGAUGGGCUGGUCAAGCUGUGGACCAUCAAGACCAACGAGUGUGUAAAGACGCUGGAUGCCCACCAGGACAAGGUGUGGGGUCUCCACGCCACCAGGAAGGACGACCGUGUUGUCACCGCCUCGGCCGACUCCAACAUCACUGUGUGGACGGACGUGACCGAGGUGGAGCAGGCAGAGGAGCAGGCGAAGCAGGAAGAACAGAUACUCAAGAAACAGGAGCUGUCUAACCUGCUUCAUGAGAAGAAGUACCUGAAGGCUCUGGGCCUGGCCAUCUCCCUGGACCAGCCACACACUGUGCUCAAAGUCAUUAAAGCGAUCCGCCAGGGGGAAGAUGGUGCUAAGCAGCUGGAGAAGACUGUGCUGAAGCUGCGUCAGGACCAGAAAGAGUCUAUGCUGCGCUACUGUGCUGUGUGGAACACCAAUGCCCGGAGCUGUCUGGACGCCCAGGCUGUGAUCCAGAGAGGCACAUGCAAAGGAUUGGCCGUCUGCUGCAGGCCUCCAUGUUCCUGGACUACAUGUGGCAGAAGAUGAGAGUGACAGGAGCUCCAGCCAGUAUGGACUCGCAGGAUGAGGAGAUGGACACCGCCUCUCUUCAGGUGCCACACCCCCUGUUCAUGAUUGACAAGCGAUCAGGUGAGGGUGGAGAUGGGACUAAGGAACAGGGGAAUGGAGAGGAGAGAUGGAAUGAGGGAGAGGCAGAGGAGGAUGAUGGUCUCGAGGAAGAUACCAACUGCCCGGCCAACAUGGAGGAGGAUGAUGAUGAUGAUGAAGUCAGUAUCACCAGGAAAGCCUCAGUCAGGAGACAAAGGGAAGAAAAUGGACAGAAAGGAAAAGAAAAUGGCAACCAUCACUCUGGCAGUGAGGAGAGUUCAAGAGAGGAGGACCGGGGAGACCAAACAGAGGCUAAGAUCCUCCUGUCUGCAGCGUCCCUUCCACCCCUCCAGGCAAUCAUCAGCUGAUGGCAGACUGUCUGACAUAAAGCCCACUAAGGAUGCCUGAGUGUGAACCCGCGGGAGUCUCUUUCAGCGUGGACCACUGCCUGGAGCAACAGUGUGGCUUUAUAGACACUGACAGACAGAGAAGCAGGUCCUGAAUGACCUUUUAUAAUAAACUGGUUUUGAGGUCAAUAAGCCUGGCUGGCAGCCAUUUUGGAAAAACGUGUCAUUUUUCAUAAAUAGUGCCACAAGUUUUUAAUCACCAUGUUAGCUCAUUGGGAAAAACUCUGGGUGCUAUUGGAAGCCUGCUACUAGAGGUCAGGAAUUGUCGAGGCUCAACCCGUAACUUCUUCCCCAACAGAAGCCAGUGCUUGUGAAUUUUUAUAUUUGUAUGUUGUUGUGCAGUCCUGCUCUUCCACCUAAACAUUUUGUUUGUCAUGAUUACAAAUGCAUCUGGAAUAAAUUGUAUGCCUUGUA